Harmonia axyridis is the source of this 5649-nucleotide messenger RNA. Its product is annotated as phospholipid-transporting ATPase ABCA3-like. Bases 280 to 5391 code for a protein of 1703 amino acids. Gene Ontology annotation, molecular function: ATP binding; lipid carrier activity; ABC-type transporter activity. Lineage: Eukaryota; Metazoa; Arthropoda; Insecta; Coleoptera; Coccinellidae. Gene Ontology annotation, cellular component: membrane; intracellular membrane-bounded organelle. Gene Ontology annotation, biological process: transmembrane transport; lipid transport. The record is from RefSeq and is a predicted model, not a curated record. The transcript is spliced from 21 exons.
AGUGUUUUCGAAUGUAAUGUCAAAUGCACACCACACAAACUUGCAACCUGGCCCUUUCAAUAAAUAAAUUCACCACAGUCCGAUAAAUUUUACGAUCUUUUAUCAUUUCUGCGAGUUUUCAUUCAAAUGACCUGUGGUGGGAAAGCACAAUAAUCGAAAAGUUAUCUGAAUCGCUUGACCAGUGGGUGAUGUGUUUCUAUCGAUGACAAACAUUUCUCCGGUAUCAUUGAGUGAUCCUCGUUUCGAUUUGUGGUCCCAAUUACCCCAUUCGGAGUCAAAAUGGGAAACAAGAAUCUGUACAAACCGUGCAUACAUGGCAUGUCCAAAAGAUGGGACAAGUUCACGUUACUUAUGUGGAAGAACUGGAUACUGCAAUACAGGAAACCUUUACAGACUGUGAUAGAAAUUUUAGCACCCGUAUUAUUUUCAAUAUUGUUAGUUAUUGUAAGAAAUUUAGUUGAACCAACGCACAAUCCCACGUUGUUGUUCGAGCCAUUUUGUCCAACGUCACCUUUGAAAAGCGAUGUUUUUUCUUUCAUUUGUGACCUCAAAGAGAACACCACCUCCAAAAGAUACAACAUUUCAGGUGCAGGAAAUUUCAGUACUUUAGCCAUAUUGUAUACACCUAUCAAUGACGACACGGAAAGAAUUAUGCAACUUUCCCAGUUUGCCAGUUUAGACACUAUAGGCUUCAAUACUUCACAAGAACUAGUCGAUUACUAUAGAACGAAUCAAACUAUUCUGGUUGGAUUAGAAUUCGGUGAGAUGGAAGAAGGAAAAGAUAUCAACGUGAAAAUAAGAUUUCCUUCAGAGCUUAGAGUCCCUCAAGGAGCAAUUGGUGGCCCCACAGACUGGAAAACUAAUCAAUUAUACCCCAUUUAUCAAAUGCGUGGACCCCGAAAUCCCAACGCUACCAGAGGAGGUGACCCAGGUUACGCUAAUGAGCUGUUUUUGGCAAUCCAGGAAUUUCUAACGAUAAGUAUGAUCUAUAUGCAUCCGAAUAAAACGACGUCGGACGUCUUGUCGAAUUUCCCAUAUGUGCACGUGCGUCGCUUCCCCUACUACCAAUGGGAAGAGGAUCCCUUGCUGCAGGCUCUACAAGGGUUUGCCGGGCUGGUCGUCAUGGUCAGCUUCUGCUACACCUGCACCAACCUGGUGAAAAUGAUAACCAACGAAAAAGAGAAACAACUCAAGGAAGCCAUGAAGAUGAUGGGUCUUCCUAACUGGUUGCAUUGGUUGGCCUGGUUUUUGAAGAGCUUCUCUUUCCUCAGCAUCUCGGUGAUACUGAUCACGAUCCUUUUGAAAGUGAAAUGGUACUCAACGUCAGACUUCAGCGUGUUGACCUUCUCUAAUCCAUCUAUUAUCCUGACGUUUUUUCUUUUAUACGUCUGCUCCAUAAUUACCUUCUGUUUUGCCAUAAGCGUUUUCUUCUCCAAAGCUAAUACUGCAGCAACAGUGAGCUCAGUCAUAUGGUUCUUAUCCUACGUACCUUAUUUGAUACUUAGGAAGCAGUACGAUACCUUGAGUCUUGGAGAGAAACUAGCCACGAGUUUAGGAAUGAAUUCUGCCAUGGCUUACGGUUUGCAGAUCAUGCUGAUGUUUGAAGGGUCAGGGGAAGGUAGUCAAUGGCAUAACCUCUUCAAAGCUGGAUCGCCCGAUGACACUCUAACUUUAGGACUGGUCUUCGUUAUGUUGGUAAUCGAUACGAUUCUGUAUCUGCUCAUCGCUCUCUAUUUUGAAGCUGUUAUCCCUGGGGAGUAUGGUCUCCCCAAACCAUGGUACUUCCUCUUCACCAAAAACUUUUGGUGUGACGAAACCAUCAUCAAAGGUCCAGCAGAAGACAUCACGACUCCGGAACAUCUCAGAGGCUUUUUCGAAAAGGAACCAACCAACCUGCAUGCAGGCAUCCAGAUCAGGAGCCUGAGGAAGGUCUUCAAGGGUAACGUGGCGGUGGACAACCUCGCCCUCAACAUGUACGAGAACCAGAUCACCGUCCUAUUGGGCCACAACGGUGCAGGCAAGACCACCACCAUGUCCAUGUUGACCGGUAUGUUUCCCCCUACCAGCGGUACAGCCAUUAUCAACGGUUUCGACAUCAGAACGGACAUGGACGGUGUGAGAUCCAGUCUAGGCUUGUGUCCUCAGCACAAUAUACUCUUCGACGAGCUGACGGUGAGGGAGCAUUUCUAUUUCUACAGCAAGCUGAAGGGCAAGAGGGAGGAGGAUAUCCAGGCUGAGGUCAGGAAAUACUUGAGCCUUCUGGAACUCGGACCGAAGGCAGACGCUAAGUCUAGCACCUUAUCAGGAGGAAUGAAGAGAAAACUGUGCGUCGGCAUAGCCCUUUGUGGUAACUCCAAGAUUGUUAUGCUGGACGAACCAACAGCUGGUAUGGACCCUUCUGCUCGAAGAGCGCUCUGGGAGCUCAUUCAAUCGGAAAAACAAGGACGCACAAUGUUGCUAACAACCCACUUCAUGGACGAAGCGGAUCUACUCGGAGACAGGAUAGCCAUCAUGGCAGGCGGUAGGCUCAAAUGUUGCGGUUCCAGUUUCUUCCUGAAGAAGAAGUACGGGGCAGGUUACAACCUGGUCAUGGAGAAAUCACCACGUUGCGAUCCCGAAGAGGUCAAGGAUCUCUUGAAGACUUACAUUCCGAACAUAGAGAUUCACAGCAACGUGGGCUCUGAACUGAACUUUCUGCUGCCUGAAGAUGCCGUUUCUGUUUUCGAAGACAUGUUCAGAGAGCUGGAAAGGAGUCAGAAGGAGCUAGGAGUUAACAGUUACGGUGUGUCGCUCACCACAUUGGAGGAAGUGUUCAUGAAGGUUGGAGCCGAUCAUGAAGGAAGUGCAAGACCUGAAUCAUCAGAAAAUGGAAUUUCCAAUGGAAAUCACUGCAAAGUUUCAAUCGGCGGCAAUCAUUUUCUGACGGGUUAUAAACUGAUCAAAAACCAAUACCUGGCCAUGCUCAUGAAGAAGAUCCUAUCGGCCCUCAGGUCUUGGCGUCUCCAUCUCAUAGUGCUCGCGAUACCGGUGUUCAUGAUCAUAGUGACCAUGCUGUUGAACAAGGCUCAGAAACAGCCAGAACUGCCCCCAUUGAGUCUCAAUCUAGAGGCGUACAGCAAGCAGCGACCCACGGUCCUGGUGGAGAGCGAUGGAACCACCGACUACGAGGGCUUCUUCAAGGGUCUGAGUCACGUGGGGAAUUACAGGAAGGUUGACGAUCUGACCAAAGAAAUGUUGCGCUUGACGAAGGAUAAUGCCCCCUCGGUGAGAAGUCACUAUCUGACCGGUGCAUCGUUCCAAACCGUCGAAGAAGAUGCAUUCUUCUUCAGCAAGAAGAAUAGGUCUGUUCUGACAGCUUGGUUCAACAACGACGCCUACCAUACAGCGCCUGUGGCUCUCGGUAUGGUUUUGAACUCGAUUUAUCAGAAAAUGGUCAAUAGCACGUCGAAAAUUAACUUCUUGAACCACCCCCUACCUUUCAAAUUGACCACUCAGUUCAACAAGUUAAGCGAUGGCGAUUCGAUGGGUUUCAACAUAGCCUUCAACCUGGGCUUCAGCAUGACCUUCGUGUCGUCCUUCUUCAUACUCUUCUACAUCAGGGAGCGUAUGACCAAGUCGAAGCAUCUGCAGUUCGUCUCUGGCGUGAAGGUCUUCAUCUACUGGACGACCUCUUACGUUUGCGACAUCCUAACUUUCACUGUGAUCCAGAUAGCCACCAUCAUCACACUUGCCAGUUUUCAGGAAGAUGGGUUGAAGGCGCCAGACGAUCUUGCCAGAAUAUUCCUGCUGCUGUUCAUGUUCUCGUACUCCGUCCUGCCACUGAUGUACGCCAUGUCCUUCUUCUUCGAGAUACCGUCGACUGGCUACACCAGACUGAGUCUGUUCGGCGUGUUGGCCGGCGACAUGGCCUUCCUCAUCAUCCAGUUGCUGAAGCUUCCGGUCUUGGACCUGCAGCCGCUUGCAAACACCCUCCACUGGGUAUUCCUCAUUGUGCCCCACUAUUCCCUGUGCACUGGGGUCCUAAACAACUACAAUAUCUUCGCCUUCAACAAGUACUGCAGUUUAUAUGUAAAAUCCUGCGAGAUCAGGAACACGACCAAGGCUUGCUGGGAUGAGGUUUGCUCCCGCUUCUCGGACUACUGCUGCAAGGAACACUUCCAAUGGACCCCGCCAGGACUGUCGGCCAACAUCCUCUACAUGUUCAUCUUCGGAACAGUCAUCUUCGUCGUAAUCGUCAUGGUCGACUACAAGAUGUUCAAUCUGAUAUUGGAGAAACUCGACAGGAGGAAACAAAAGUUUCCUUUGUCCGUACCCUUCGAGGACAGCGACGUGGCUGACGAGAAAGAAAGGAUAAGGAACUGCAGCGAGCUGCAACUGAGACAAAAUCACGCCUUGGUGCUGAAAGACGUUACUAGAUACUACGGCAGAUUCCUAGCAGUCAACGGCCUCUGUCUGGGCAUCAAAGAAUCAGAGUGCUUCGGCCUCCUGGGCAUCAACGGCGCCGGCAAGACAACCACUUUCAUGAUGCUCACGGGUGACGUCAAGAUGACGUACGGCAAGGCCUGGGUACGAGGGUUGAGCAUCAACAGCCAGCUCAAACAGGUGCAGAAGCUGAUCGGUUACUGUCCACAAUUCGACGCACUUUUGGACGAUCUGACUGCCAGAGAAUCACUGACCAUGUUCUGUCUCUUAAGGGGCAUACGUAAGGUGGACUGUGCCUACAUUGCGGAGAAGCUGGCGAAGGAUUUCGACUUCACCAAGCAUCUGGACAAGCAGGUGAAGGAGUUGAGCGGGGGUAACAAGAGGAAACUGAGCACUGCGAUUGCCCUGAUUGGCGAUCCGCCGGUGUUGUACUUGGAUGAACCAACUACAGGUAUGGAUCCCGCCACCAAGCGUUACCUCUGGAACGCACUGUGUGCAGUUAGGGACAGCGGAAAAUGCAUUGUUCUGACCUCCCACAGCAUGGAGGAGUGCGAGGCGCUUUGCACGAAGAUCGCCAUCAUGGUGAACGGCAACUUCAAGUGCCUAGGCUCCACCCAACACCUCAAGAGCAAGUUUGCCGAAGGGUACACGUUGACCAUAAAGGUCAGAAAGGCGGACGGUAGCCACGGUUUAGAGCACGCUGGCACGGAAUCCAUCAAGAGCUUCGUCGAGAAGAGCUUUGGCAGGGUCCAGCUGAGGGAAGAGCACCAGGAGUUGAUAACCUACUAUAUCUUGGACACCAGUAUGGCCUGGUCCACCAUGUUCGGAAUACUGGAGAGGGGCAAGAAAGAGUUGAACAUCGAGGAUUACUCUUUGGGACAGUCCAGUUUGGAGCAAGUUUUCCUCACAUUCACAAAACAUCAAAGUCAUGAAAGCCCACGUCAUCGUGGACGCAUCGAUGAUGUAUAAAAUACCAAUUUCUUAUGAAAUAUGCCUCUUAAAAAACUGUGAUUUUUCAGCUAAGUUUAAGCACUCAACAAUGGAUUUUUAUUCUAUUUUAUGACAAAACUAUAGUUAUGCAAAUUUAGAUUGUAAGUUUGAUUUUAUCCUUAAAAUUAAGAUAGAUUAGAUAGGAUUGAUCUUCCUAUUAAAAUAUGGAUUGAAGAUAAUAUGUUCAUUAAUUAAAUUAAUUUAUUUUGAAAAAUAAAUCGUUCAUUCAACAUGAAA